Misgurnus anguillicaudatus (oriental weatherfish) is the source of this 2434-nucleotide messenger RNA. The record is from RefSeq and is a predicted model, not a curated record. NCBI's taxonomy places the organism in Eukaryota, Metazoa, Chordata, Actinopteri, Cypriniformes, Cobitidae.
UAUUUGUUUUUGUUAUAUUUAAACAGUGAAUAAUGACAACGCUCAUCGAUCAGGGAGAUGAUAUGGGCCUGGUCACACCAAUCGACCUGACGGACCCCCAAAAGGAAGAUGACACGCAAUGCCUCGACCCCUUCAGACAGAGUCUAAUGCUACAGCUUAUAGACGAUCUGUCUUAUGAAGAUGUUAAGAAAUGCUACAGAGGUUCAACCGUCAGCAAAUACAACUCCCAGUAUCAUAAACUCUUCUCAGCUGUUCCUAAAGAAGAGAUCCUCAUGAAGGUAUACUCCUGUGCUCUUCUACGGGAUAUUUUACUUCAGGGGAGACUUUACAUCUCUCGAAACUGGCUGUGUUUUUAUGCCAACCUGUUCGGUAAAGACAUCAAGGUGGCGAUACCGGUGGUCUCUGUGCGAUUAGUAAAGAAACACAAGACAGCCGGACUGGUACCUAACGGACUCGCCAUCACUACUGACACCAGUCAGAAGUAUGUGUUUGUAUCUCUGCUGUCACGGGACAGUGUGUAUGAUGUGCUCAGAAGAAUCUGCACACACUUACAGGUGAAUGGAAAAAAGAGUUUAAGUUUAAAACAGUUUCUGGAGGAGCCUGGUUCUUUGUCAACGGAUGAGUUUCCACUGACUACUGAAUUCACACCAGUGUUAAAAUGGCGCAGAAAACCAUCAGUACCAUCAGUGUCAGCGUCUCUGCCCGACCUGUUGGGGAACUCCACCAGCAGUCUGAGUGUAGACGCAGCUUACAGCACUGAGACUCCACUGGAGGAGAGACGUCUGGAGGCUGAGAAGAUUCUGCUGUCAGAACCGGUUCAGGAUUUGAGUCAUAUGGAGUAUCAUCUACUCAAGUUCUUCAUACUGCUCAUCAUUCUGUUGAUCUUCUCUUCAUGUUAUCUGGCAUUUCGUGUGUGUAGUCUGGAACAACAACUUUCAUUUCUCAACACACAACCUUCAAUGUCUAUGAAAGAGAGGUAACCCCUGUUUAAACCUGUGCCAGCAGUGCAGAUAUGAAAGGCGUCGCAGAAGAGAAGCGCAGUAGUGAAGUAGUAUUUAACUCUUCAAUCAUCAGAAGAUGACAGCGUUGUGUCAGACAUCUGAACUUCUGACUGACCGCCUGCACAGAGAAACCAGCAGGAAUAUAUGAGCCAUUUACCUAAAACUUCUGCCUUCAGGAUAAACAGGAAUAAAGCGCUCACGGUCGGACAGAUUAUGGUUGUGACUGUUCAAGCUUCUGAAACCUUCUGGUGUUAUCAAAACUCCAACAUCAAGAGACUGUAGAUGUCUGGAUAUUUAACCUUUAUUAUAACACACUUUUGUGUUUGUUGAUAGAAAUAUCAGUGUUUACUACACUGCAAUCAAUGUCUUCAUCUGGAUCUUUGUCUUGUUUUCCUGUACAAAUAUCUUUAAACUUCCUUAAAGGUGCAGUGUGUACAUUUUAGGAGGAUCUCUUGACAGAAAUGCAAUAUAAUAAACAUAACUAUAUUAUCAGUGGUGUAUAAAGACCUUACAUAAUCCAUAGAACGAGAUGUUUUUAUCUCCAUACACAGCGGGUCAUCUUACAUCGGAGUCGCCAUUUUGCACCGCUGUGUUUACAAACUGAUCUGUAGUGCACGUUUGGUCACUAUGUUGUCUCGGACGAUGACGUGUUUGUCCUGUGGUGGCUACCGUAGCUUCUCUAUGCGUUUCGAUAGAGAGGGAUGAGCGGUGGAAUGAGGAGUUGGUUGCAAUACACAAUCUCACCAGAAGAUGUCGCUAAAAUCUACACACAGCACCUUUAAAACAAGACAAAUUUACUAGAGAAUUAAAAUUAUGCAAGACAUAACAUAAGAGAAUUUAUCUUGAAUAGCAUUUAUGAGAUUUUGUCUAAAGGUUUCCACAAUUUUACGAGUAAAUUUAUUUUAUAUUUUUACAGAUUCUGCAUGUCUGAGUUUUUACAGCUGUCCAAUGUACAUUUCACAGUAAAUAAUUUCAGGCUAAAGUAAUAAUCUUACAUAUGAAUAUAUUUUAGUGAAGGGUGAAAGUAAAGUAAAUAUUUGGAGAAACAUCUGAACAUUGCUUGAGUGACUUAACAGGACAUCUGACUGAAAAACCUUGAAAUGUUACAGAGAUGAGAUGUUACAGUUUUCAGAAAUGGAUUGCUUGUGAUCGUAAACAUUAACUGUUGAUUAUGUGAUGUAUUAAAAUGCAGUGUAGCUGGCGUCUGUAGGUUGUACUUGAAAUAUUUGCUUGCAUUUCAGGCAUAGAAAUCAAUAUGUAAUAGAAUGAUUGGUUAAGUUGUGAUGUAUGUAAGAGAUAAGUAUGUAGUGUUGAUAUAUUUGUACAGAUUGAAUGUAAAGGUGAAAAUAUUGUUCGACACAUGAAUCUGACCAAACUGUAGAAAAUAAAGAUGUUUUAUAGACAGAGAAAACUAAUAAACACAUUCACCGGUU